AUGGCGGAAGAAUCGGAGCACACGGCGGCUGGUGAAUCGUUGCUCGACAAGAUCGCCGACAAGCUCCACGGCCACGACUCUUCCUCUUCCUCCGAUUCCGAUUCCGACAAAAAGGAAUCUUCCUCGAUCAAGGAUAAGGUUUUCCGCCUGUUCGGGAGGGAGAAGCCCGUUCACUCGGUCCUCGGCGGCGGAAAGCCUGCUGAUGUUCUUUUGUGGAGGAAUAAGAAGAUAUCUGCUAGUGUACUUGCUGUAGCCACUGCUAUUUGGAUCUUUUUUGAGUUGCUUGAAUAUCAUCUGCUUACUCUAGUCUGUCACAUUUUGAUUCUGUUGCUUGCGGUUUUGUUUUUGUGGUCCAAUGCCCAUACCUUUAUUCACAAGGCGCCACCUCGCAUCCCAGUUGUUCAUCUUCCUGAAGAGCCUUUUCUUCAAUUUGCAUCUGCAUUGACAUUGCAAAUUAACCGUGGAUUUGCUGCCUUGCGUGCUAUCGGUUCUGGAAGAGAUUUGAAGACAUUCCUCAUUGUUAUUAUUGGCACAUGGAUUAUAUCAAUUGUGGGGAGCUGGGUCAAUUUCCUGACUUUGUUCUACAUCGUUUUUGUAUCAUUGCAUACGGUUCCUGUCUUGUAUGAUAAGUAUGAGGACAAGAUAGACCCUCUGGCAGAGAAGGCAUUGAUCGAGUUGAAAAAGCAGUAUGCUGUGUUUGACGAAAAGGUGUUGAGUAAGAUCCCGAAAGGUCCAUUGAAAGGCAAGAAGUUAGCUUAG
This is a messenger RNA of Sphenostylis stenocarpa, 759 nucleotides long. The record is from the annotation of a GenBank genome assembly. NCBI's taxonomy places the organism in Eukaryota, Viridiplantae, Streptophyta, Magnoliopsida, Fabales, Fabaceae.